GGAUCUAGAAACCCUAGUUAACUCCUCCCUAUAUAAACUUAACCUCUCACUUCUCCUCCAGCGCCUCAUUUUCAUUUCUUUCUCUGAACCCUAACCUCAUUUCCUCUUCUCUCGCUCGCAUAGAUCACUAAUGGCGGAGACUGAAACAUUCUCUUUUCAGGCUGAGAUCAACCAGCUUCUCAGUCUCAUCAUCAACACUUUCUACUCCAACAAGGAGAUCUUCCUUCGCGAACUCAUCAGCAACGCCUCCGAUGCUUUGGACAAGAUCCGAUUUGAGAGUUUGACGGACAAGAGCAAGCUCGAUGCGCAGCCAGAGUUGUUUAUUCACAUUAUUCCUGACAAGGAGAACAACACACUGUCCAUUGUUGACAGUGGUAUUGGUAUGACCAAGGCUGAUUUGGUGAACAACCUGGGUACUAUUGCAAGGUCUGGUACCAAGGAAUUUAUGGAAGCCUUGGCUGCUGGUGCUGAUGUCAGCAUGAUUGGGCAGUUCGGUGUUGGUUUCUACUCUGCAUAUCUUGUUGCUGAGAAGGUGGUUGUUACCGCUAAGCACAAUGAUGAUGAGCAGUAUGUUUGGGAAUCGCAAGCGGGUGGGUCAUUCACUGUCACAAGGGAUACAUCUGGUGAGAAUCUUGGCAGGGGUACUAAGAUAACACUCUUCCUCAAGGAAGAUCAGCUUGAGUACCUUGAGGAGCGCCGAUUGAAGGACUUGAUUAAGAAGCAUUCUGAAUUCAUUAGCUAUCCAAUCUCUCUUUGGGUGGAGAAGACUACUGAGAAGGAGAUUUCUGAUGAUGAGGACGAGGAAGAGAAGAAGGAUGAGGAGGGUAAGGUGGAGGAUGUUGACGAAGAAAAGGAGAAAGAGGAGAAGAAGAAAAAAAAGAUUAAGGAGGUGUCUCAUGAGUGGUCAUUGGUGAACAAGCAAAAGCCUAUUUGGAUGAGGAAGCCAGAAGAGAUUACGAAGGAGGAAUAUGCUGCUUUCUACAAGAGUCUUACCAAUGAUUGGGAAGAGCAUUUGGCUGUCAAGCACUUCUCUGUUGAGGGUCAAUUGGAGUUCAAGGCUAUUCUCUUUGUACCCAAGAGAGCACCUUUUGAUCUCUUUGAUACCAGGAAGAAGCCUAACAACAUCAAGCUUUAUGUUCGUCGUGUCUUUAUCAUGGACAACUGUGAGGAGUUGAUUCCAGAAUAUCUUGGAUUUGUUAAGGGUAUUGUGGACUCUGAGGAUCUUCCACUCAACAUUUCAAGAGAAAUGCUGCAACAGAACAAGAUCCUUAAGGUCAUUCGCAAGAACUUGGUUAAGAAGUGCAUUGAGCUUUUCUUUGAAAUUGCCGAGAACAAGGAGGACUACAACAAGUUCUAUGAGGCCUUCUCCAAGAAUUUGAAACUGGGUAUCCAUGAGGAUUCUCAGAACAAGACAAAGAUUGCUGAGUUGCUGAGGUACCACUCUACCAAGAGUGGUGAUGAGAUGACUAGCCUCAAGGACUACGUGACCAGGAUGAAGGAAGGUCAGAACGAUAUCUACUACAUUACUGGUGAAAGCAAGAAAGCGGUUGAGAAUUCUCCCUUCUUGGAGAAGCUGAGGAAGAAGGGGUAUGAAGUUCUUUUCAUGGUUGAUGCUAUUGAUGAGUAUGCUGUUGGUCAGCUGAAGGAAUUUGAGGGCAAAAAAUUGGUCUCUGCCACCAAGGAAGGAUUGAAACUGGACGAGAGUGAAGACGAGAAAAAGAAGAAGGAAGAGCUCAAGGAGAGAUUCGAUGGUCUCUGCAAGGUGAUAAAGGAUGUAUUGGGUGACAAGGUGGAGAAAGUUGUGGUGUCUGAUCGUGUUGUUGAUUCACCAUGCUGUCUCGUGACUGGAGAGUAUGGGUGGACCGCUAACAUGGAGAGGAUUAUGAAAGCUCAGGCAUUGAGGGACAACAGCAUGGCUGGGUACAUGUCAAGCAAGAAGACAAUGGAAAUCAACCCUGAGAAUCCCAUCAUGGAGGAGCUGAGGAAGCGCGCUGAUGCGGACAAGAAUGACAAAUCUGUGAAGGACCUUGUCCUCUUGCUAUUCGAGACUGCCCUCCUCACUUCUGGGUUCAGCCUAGACGACCCAAACACUUUCGGUAACAGGAUCCACAGGAUGUUGAAGCUUGGUCUCAGCAUCGACGAGGAUGCCGCUGAUGCAGAUGCUGACAUGCCCCCACUAGAGGAGGCCGAUGCAGACGCCGAGGGUAGCAAGAUGGAAGAAGUCGAUUAAAUUUGACAACAUGCUUGCUUGUUAGUAGCAACUAUUGAUAAUGCGGGGGAGUCUUUACAUUUUGGCUAUGGUGCUUUUUUUUUUUUUUUUUUUAUCUUGGAUUGAUGACAGUAUUUAAUUCAAAUUAGCUAUAAUUUUCUGGAUUUAGUUGAGUUUAUUUUAUGAUCCCGGAUUAGGUUAUUUUUGUUUUUAGCUUUAGUAAUCGAAUCUAUUUCUGCCGUUUUCUUAUUGUGCCCAGGAAGAUUUCUAACGAGGCCGCCCUUUAAAAAAAAGAAGGAACGUAAUAUAUUUAACUUUUAUUCAAAAGUAUAAUUAAGCAAAUUAAUAUUUUUAAAGAAAUAGCUUUUGAAAAUAAAUUAAUGACAGGAUUGAUGUUUAUGGUCUGUAAAUAUAAGUAGAUUGUCUAAAUUGUGAAUGAAACAUCGGACGCAGCUAUUUAUACUAUGUAGUCUUGAUCAUGCAUUCUCUGUACGUUUCGCUGCUGACAAAAGAGAAAAGCACCAAAUAGAAGCUGACUAGUAUAAAUAGCUGUACAUUUCCAAACCUGCGAGGUAUCCUCAUCGGCAAAAAUCUUCUCUUAAGGCCCUGUGAAAGUCCCAAUGUCUGUCAAGCAGAAAUUGAAUGCUCCGAAUUAAAAUACAAGCAAGCCUGUUAUUUCCAGCUUCUUGCUCUUGGGUCCAGACUUCUCUUGAAAGGGAUUAAAUGACUAAACACCAAAGUUUGUGUUGUCGUGGUUCUAACGUUAGGCGAGUUUUAGGGAAUAUAGCCAACCAUUUGAUUGGUAUCUCAUUAUCCGGAAAAAAAAGCUAGCUUGAAACCACACAAUUAGUUUAUUGAAAUCGUAGAAACGAUGUUGAGAGCACCAUUGUGGGUGCCGGCAGAUAUUUUUAAGUGAAUAAAAUUAGACAUUGGCACC
This is a messenger RNA of Abrus precatorius (Indian licorice), 3146 nucleotides long. Its product is annotated as heat shock cognate protein 80. Gene Ontology annotation, biological process: cellular response to heat; protein folding; protein stabilization. The coding region runs from base 131 to 2230 and encodes 699 amino acids. NCBI's taxonomy places the organism in Eukaryota, Viridiplantae, Streptophyta, Magnoliopsida, Fabales, Fabaceae. Gene Ontology annotation, cellular component: perinuclear region of cytoplasm; cytosol; protein-containing complex. The transcript is spliced from 3 exons. Gene Ontology annotation, molecular function: ATP binding; ATP-dependent protein folding chaperone; ATP hydrolysis activity. The record is from RefSeq and is a predicted model, not a curated record.